CACUUUCCCAUACAAAUCUUGAAUUUGUGGAGCCUUGCCCAGUUUAAAUAACACUUAUUCAUGAACAAAGUGUAUGCAUUGUGCGGCCAUGUGAGUAAAUGUUAGCGAAGUGGGGUAAAAUUAAAGGGAAGCUGAGGAGGAAACAACGCAAGAAUAAAGGAGGGGACAAGGGGGAUCAGAUAAAGCGGUUGACCCUCGCUCCUUCAAUGACCCGAGAGAUAUCGUUCCACUAAAUUCACUGACGCACCUCCCCAGUCGAAUGCGUGGCCCGAUCAACUACGGGUCGUUCUCGCCACUAUUUCUCGCAACGCUGAGUAUGUCAAGACCGGAAAUGCACUCCUCGAAAUUACUACUUGUCCUUUUUUGUUUUCUCGCGAUCGGACGAUGCGAUGCCUCCAAAUCUGGCGGAGAAAACGAUACCGCAGCAGAAAUAGCUGCUGGCGAGAAACGACUCGGGGAUCAUAUUCGCGCGAUUUUAAAGCACUAUCAGCAAGAUGAUCCGAUAGGGCUACCUGGGGCACCGAUACCGGAUCCGAUGCCAGUACCGGAUAUGAAGCAUUCAUUUUCUAUGUACACCAUGAAUUUCAAACACGUGAAUGUGUAUGGUCUAUCUAAGUUUCGGAUAGUACAUGUGGAAUCGGAAUUAGCGCUGAUGCAAGUCGCAGUAGCGUUAAGCAUCGAAACCUUGGACAUUCGUGGAUUGUACACUCUUUCCUCUUGGCUGUCACGAUCAGCCGGUAAUUUUACCGUGAAAUUGACAGGGGUAAAUGUACAGGGUAUAGCUAGACUCGAAGUCGCCAGCGAUGGCAAGUUGCAAGCGCAGAACAUCGAUAUGGAUUUAACGUUUCAAAAAAUAGACAUGGAUUUCAAGAAUCUUGGCUUCCUGGCUUCUGUGCUCCAGGGAGUGAUCAAUUCUGUAGGCACUUUUAUUUUUGACAGUAUUAAACCUCUCAUAUUGAAGGAAGUGAACACUAACAUUCGGGGCGAGGUAAACAAACAAAUCUCACAAUUGCCGCAGUACUUCCCUAAUUCUAUAUCGCCCUUCGACAUGGCUGUCGCCGAAGCUCGCAGGCAAGUGUCUCAAAUGGGAUACGAUCCGUUCAAGGUGAAGGAUUAUAGCCAGUCCGCCGGUAUGUUCACCGUGACGUCAACACAUACUUGGAUCACCGGCCUGGCAAGCUUUUACCGGAUGGGGAACAUUACGUUAAGCAUGGAAAAUAGAACAGUGUACGCAACAAUUGACAUCGGCACUCAAGAGAUCGAAGGAAGGACGCACUGGGAAAUAAGCGUAAUCGGUGGCUUUUUAUCUAGAGCCGGAACGGUUUCUUUCACCGUACAGUACCUCAGGGUCCAAAUAAAACUGAGUCAACCCUUAGACACUCGAAAAAAGCCAAGUGUCGAAGAACUAGAUCUUGAGUUGGGUAAUAUUCAAACAAGAGUUCACGGCGCCGGUACCAUCGAUUACCUUAUGGAGGCCAGCGUGAAUAUACUGCCAAACCUUUUAAGGUAUCAGAUAAUGGAUGCGAUAGAGGGACCACUCAAAAGGCGAAUACAAGCUGAAUUGACUAAAGUGGAUGUAGAAAAAUUGAUUUACGAAAAAAUUCCUGAUAUAGAGGAACAAGCUAGGUAUCUACAAGGAAUAGUGCCACCUGAAGAAACGGUACUGGAGCAGCCGAUGUCGGCUUUAGAUAUGGAUGAACAACCUUUCUCAGAGAGCGAGGAAGACCGAGGUCCUUCGUAACAGUCGCAAGAAUUACAAAUUAUUUCAAUUAAAUCUAUUAUUUUACAAUUGAACUAUUUAUAUCUUUAUAAAUGAUAGCAUACUUAUAUGUAUAGGAAGGAUUCAUUUUAUACACAGUAAAUCGUGAUAAAAACACUG
Molecule: messenger RNA, 1879 nt
Organism: Ceratina calcarata
Lineage: Eukaryota; Metazoa; Arthropoda; Insecta; Hymenoptera; Apidae
Exons: 7
Coding region: 260-1741 (493 amino acids)
Molecular function (GO): lipid binding
Source: RefSeq, a predicted model, not a curated record